GGCUGGCUGGCCCAGGGAGGGAGGCAGGGAGGCGCCUCGGCGGCGGGAGGUUCCGCUGGCCCAGCGGCCCCGGGCAGGAGCUAAUCUCCCAGGCAGAGAAGUCUUUCCUGGUGCCUCGUCUUUUCCGGAGAUGCCAGCAAUUGAACCUGGGACCACCUGCAUGCAGAACGUAAAGCAUUACAGCGGAUGCUCCCGAUGAACAGAAGAAGCUGCCACAUACCAGGUUCCCCACCGUCCUCAAACCGCCAUGCUGGCUCUCAGAUAUUUCCAGCAGAGCUGGAGGUGAGCGCAGCAUGAGUUAGCUGCUGGCGACGCAUCCGGCCAGGAUGACCAAAGCACGCCUCUUCCGCCUCUCGGUGGUGCUGGGCUCCAUCUUCAUGAUCCUGUUGAUCAUCGUCUACUGGGACAACGUGGGGACGGCCCACUUCUACUUGCACACAACCUUCUCCAGGCCUCAUGGGGUCCUCCCCACUGUGGCCAAGGACGGAGGCCAAGACUCAAUGUCGGACGUCGACGAGUUCUUGGAGAAGCUCCUGAGCUCUGACCUGAAACGCGAUGUGGGUCUCGGUCAGAAGACGGAGCCGCCAGCCCCGCACGCCUCCGCGAGGCCCGUCGCCGGCAACUUGGAGGAGAACGUGAGGGGCUACGACUGGUCCACUCGUGACGCCGGCGCGAUCUUGGACCAGGAGCAGCUGCAGGCGGAGCGGCGCCGGACGCUGAGGGAGCUGUGUGCCAACUCCAGCUUUGCCUUCCCGACCAAGGAGCGCUCCUUUGACGACAUCCCCAACUACGAGCUGAACCACCUCAUUGUGGACGACCGCCACGGCGUCAUCUACUGCUACGUCCCCAAAGUUGCCUGCACCAACUGGAAGCGGGUGAUGAUCGUGCUGAGCGAGAGCCUGAUGGACCAGGGCGUGCCGUACGCCGACCCCUUGGACAUCCCCCGCGAGCACGUCCACAACACCAGCACCCACUUCACCUUCAACAAGUUCUGGCGCCGCUACGGCAAGUUCUCCCGCCACCUCAUGAAGAUCAAGCUGAAGAAGUACACCAAGUUUCUCUUCGUCCGGGACCCUUUCGUGAGGCUCAUCUCGGCCUUCCGCAGCAAGUUCGAGCUGGAGAACGAGGAGUUCUACCGCCGGUUCGCCAUCCCGAUGCUGAAGCUCUACUCCAACCACACCAGCCUGCCAACCUCGGUGAGCGACGCCUUCGAGGCGGGACUCAGGGUCUCCUUCUCGGACUUCAUCCAGUACCUCUUGGACCCCCGGACCGAGAAGCUGGCCCCGUUCAACGAGCAUUGGAGGCAGGUCUACCGCCUCUGCCACCCGUGCCAGAUCGAGUACGACUUUGUGGGCAAGCUGGAGACUUUGGACGAAGACGCAGCCCACUUGCUGCAGCUCCUGAAGGUGGAGCACCUUCUCCGCUUCCCUCCCAGCUACCGGAACAGGACAGCCAGCAGCUGGGAGGACGACUGGUUUGCCAAAAUCCCCGUGGACUGGAGGCGGCAGCUGUACAAGCUGUACGAAGCGGACUUCGUCCUGUUCGGUUACCCCAAGCCAGAAAGCUUGCUUCAGAACUGAGCGAGGCAGAACAGAAUGAAAGAGAGCAUUUGAAAUACCAAAAUAUCUCUUCUUCUUUUUCCAGACCCCUUCCGUUGACAUAACACAAGUGCAACUUUUUUCUAUACUCUUCUUUU
This is a messenger RNA of Lacerta agilis (Sand lizard), 1696 nucleotides long. RefSeq names its product carbohydrate sulfotransferase 12 (gene CHST12). Gene Ontology annotation, biological process: proteoglycan biosynthetic process; carbohydrate biosynthetic process. The record is from RefSeq and is a predicted model, not a curated record. Lineage: Eukaryota; Metazoa; Chordata; Lepidosauria; Squamata; Lacertidae. Gene Ontology annotation, molecular function: sulfotransferase activity. The transcript is spliced from 3 exons. Bases 327 to 1580 code for a protein of 417 amino acids. Gene Ontology annotation, cellular component: membrane.